AUGGUACGUACCAUAGCACUUGUGAAAGACAUUUGCGAUCACGGUGACGAGAAACUGCGGCGUCCCUUGAGCCGCUGCGGAAGUGCUGCAGACGGUGAUAACGAACGCCAAAAGUUUGAUAACGCGUAUUCCGCUAUCCCCUCAACUUCUCGCGAAGGUCCUUUUAAAUACGAGACCGACGAAGAGUGGGAAGAAAUGAUUGGAAGAGAAUUAUUGUAUGACGAGCAACAUGAUAAUAAGAAGACGAUGGUUGAACCCUCGAGCAAGAACAUGGACCGACCUCAUUCCUUGCAUUUGACUCCCAGUAUUUCUUCGAGCUCCGACGGCAACCUGAGCGUUCUCUUAACGGACCAUUCGGAAGCGGACGGCUAUUGUUGCGACUAUUCACAUGCUAUCAUCCCUCAUAAACAAGACACAUCGAUCGGCUUUGAUCGCGAACGGUCUUCUACACCUAUACCCUUGAAUUCCGCUGCGCAAUGGAAGCCAGGCUUCGAACUAGGUUUAUCUCGUAGUCUCGAUUUGUAUGAAGAUCUCUAUCAACCACCUUUAUACGCUUCAUCGGCGCCAAGUCGUUACGAUUGGGAAGGCCAUUCCUCGGAUACUUCUCUCCAUGAUGAUUACAACGACAUACUCUCGACUAUGUGGAGCCCCAAAGCUUGCUCGCCACCGGUGACGAUUUCGUCAAUGGUAGAAAGCAAAUCGCUGCAUACCACUUUGAUAAAUCUCGACGCUAUGCAAUUACGAACGCGCUCUAGCCCCUCAGAAAAGACCCCGGUUCAGAAACCGGCUCUCGUUACCGCGGUCUCUGAUUCGAGAAAUAUCAAUCCAUCAUACGCAGAUAACCAUAUUUCGCCUUUGAUACUGCCAGCCGGCUCCACCAGCAAUAAUUCUCGACAGUAUGGUAAAAAUGAGCAAGUAAACGGUCGAACCACCAGUGGCAAACGUGUAUCGCGACUGUAUCAACGUCGAAUUACGAUAGAUCAUACUCCGUAUGUCCUAUCUACGCGUCAUCCGAGAGAUCAUGAACGUUCAAUGGCUUUGAUGGAUCCGCCUGAAGAACAAUCUUAUGCAAUGAACGCACAGAAUGCGGUAAUUAUGUUGGUGCAAGGUAUCAGCCCAAACGUCAGUUUCAAAGAGUUGCAACAGCUAUUUUAUCAUCUUGAUAUUCUGCAAAUUCGUUACCUUCGAUCCGUUCAUCAAGCUUACAUCACUUAUCGCACUUACGAGUCUAUGAUCAAAAGCAUAUGGCAAUUUAAUAACACAGCAUUCCGUGGAAGUAUCUUGCGAUGUAUUCCGUUUGUGCCUAGCACACCAUCACCACCACAGCAAGUCUCAUAUGGAUAUUUCAGCGAAGAAGAAAGACCAGAAAUCCAUUCCGGUACAUUGGCGAAUGUCACAAAAACCGAUAAUGGGCAGUGUUUGCCCAAACAGAUGGUCGACUACACAAACGCGCCAGCUUGCAUGCAAUCAGGAUGGUACCAACAGGGCUACUAUGUAUGGCAGGAUAGCUCUGCGGCUCCGACUUACGGUCCCAUAAUGGCAAAUUGGCCGAGCUACUACCCUCCCCGAGUCCGAUACUUUGUCCUGAAGCCAUGGGCACCACAAGAUUUAGAGCACAGCAUACACAUUGGUUAUUGGUCAAUCCCACGCUACAAGAUGCAUAUUCUUAACUCUGCAUUUGAGUCGAGCAUGGAAGUGUAUCUAAUUUUCAGCAUUACAGGCAGCGGUGAAUUCUGCGGCUAUGCAAGAAUGCUCAGCCCUGUUGUGGAUGUUGAGGCACAGUCCCUGAGUGCUGGGAAAGACGCACUCAAAGGUACACCAUUCGACACAAGACGCCAUCGAAAGCCUCGUAGGCGGAUUCUUCCAGAAUAUUUGGGCUGGAACGAAACUUCCGACAAAAGGAAUCUAGUGAGUAACAUUCACAUAUAUGAAGAAGAUCGAAAGCCGCGAUCUUGGAGAUUUGUAUUCCGUCUUCAGUGGGAGAAAAUUCACAGGAUCCCUUUUCGACAAACGAAAGCCAUCAUCAACGCGUGGAAUUAUGGCAAUACCGUGAGAGAAUCCAUGGACUGCACCGAACUUGAUGGCGUCGCGGGUGAGCAACUUAUCCACAUUUUCCACCGGCGUAAGUGAUGAAACAGUGAGUCGACAUGUGAAUUAUGGGAAUGUCGCCUACGCGAAAAAGAGCAUCUUCUCUAUCGAAAUGCACCUAGCAUAGUAUGGGAAUAUAAUCGAUUAGGGAGUUACAUCAUUUAAUCUAGCUUCAUCAGUAAGUCAUAGU
Messenger RNA from Radiomyces spectabilis, 2278 nucleotides. Its product is annotated as YT521-B-like domain-containing protein. Gene Ontology annotation, cellular component: nucleoplasm. The record is from RefSeq and is a predicted model, not a curated record. Gene Ontology annotation, biological process: regulation of mRNA splicing, via spliceosome; mRNA splicing, via spliceosome. Gene Ontology annotation, molecular function: N6-methyladenosine-containing RNA reader activity; mRNA binding. The coding region runs from base 1 to 2130 and encodes 709 amino acids. The transcript has 9 exons. NCBI's taxonomy places the organism in Eukaryota, Fungi, Mucoromycota, Mucoromycetes, Mucorales, Radiomycetaceae.